This is a messenger RNA of Triticum dicoccoides, 1761 nucleotides long. Its product is annotated as UDP-glucose:2-hydroxyflavanone C-glucosyltransferase-like. The record is from RefSeq and is a predicted model, not a curated record. NCBI's taxonomy places the organism in Eukaryota, Viridiplantae, Streptophyta, Magnoliopsida, Poales, Poaceae. Gene Ontology annotation, molecular function: UDP-glucosyltransferase activity. Bases 101 to 1519 code for a protein of 472 amino acids. The transcript has a single exon.
GCUUUAUCCCUCCUGCCCUGCACGAGCCAGCCAAAAAGAGCAGAGCAUCCACGCUCCUCGCACUUCCAGCAACGAGAAAACCUCCACGGUCUCGACGGCAAUGCCGACCUCCGGCGACGGCUCGGGCGCCCUGCCCCAUGUCGUGCUCCUCCCGAGCGCCGGGAUGGGCCACCUCGUCCCGUUCAGCCGCCUCGCUGUGUCCCUCUCCUCCUCCGACCACGGCUGCGGCGUCUCGGUCGUCACCGUGCUCCCCACCGUGUCGUCCGCCGAGUCCGCGCACCUCGAUGCCCUGUUCGGCGCGUGCCCGGCCGUGCGCCGCCUCGACUUCCACCUCGCGCGGUUCGACGCGUCCGAGUUCCCCGGCGCCGACCCCUUCUUCCUCCGCUUCGAGGCCAUGCGCCGCUCCGCGCCUCUCCUCGGCCCGCUCCUCGCCGGUGCCGGCGCGUCGGCGCUCGUGACGGACAUCGCGCUGGCCUCCGUCGUCAUACCCGUCGCCAGGGAGCUCCGCCUCCCCUGCUACGUCCUGUUCACCGCCUCCGCCGCGAUGCUCUCCCUGUGCGUCCACUUCCCCGCCUACCUCGACGCGAAUGCCGGCGGCCCCGUCGGCGACGUCGACAUCCCCGGCGUGUACCGCGUCCCCAAGGCUUCCAUCCCGCAGGCUCUGCACCACCCCGAGCACCUCUUCACCCGGCAGUUCGUCGCCAACGGCCGGGAGCUCGCGAAAUCAGACGGCCUCCUGGUCAAUUCUUUCGACGAGUUCGAGCCAGAAGCCAUAUCUGCACUCCGGGAUGGCUCCGUCGCUGCCGGGUUCCCACCGGUUUUCUCAGUUGGGCCACUCGCUCCGGUGAGCUUUUCGGCAGGUGAACCGCCGGAAAAUCAAGCUGAUUACAUGCGGUGGCUCGAGGCGCAGCCGACGAGAUCGGUGGUGUACGUCAGCUUCGGCAGCCGCAAGGCCAUAUCCAAGGACCAGCUCAAGGAGCUCGCCGUCGGGCUCGAGGCGAGCGGCCACCGGUUCCUGUGGGUGGUGAAAAGCACCGUCGUGGACAGAGACGACGAGGCCGAGCUCAGCGAGCUGCUCGGCGAAGGGUUCUUGGAGCGUGUGCACGGGCGGGGCAUGGUGACCAAGGGUUGGGUGGAGCAAGAAGAGGUCUUGAAGCAGGAAUCCAUCGGUCUGUUCAUCAGCCACUGCGGCUGGAACUCGGUCACGGAGGCGGCGGCGAACGGAUUGCCGGUUCUGGCGUGGCCGAGGUUCGGGGACCAGCGGGUGAACGCCGGCGUGGUGGCGCGCAGCGGGCUCGGCGUCUGGGAGGAGCGGUGGAGCUGGGAGGGGGAGGAGGGAGUGGUGAGCGGGGAGAAUAUCGCGGAGAAGGUGAAGGCUGUAAUGGCGGACGAGACAGUGAGGAAUAAGGCGGUAAGCGUCCAGGAUGCGGCGGCGAAGGCAGUCGCCGACGGCGGCACGAGCUACCGGAGCUUGGCCCAAUUCGUGCAACGUUGCCGGGAUCUGAGCGUCAGCAAGUAAUACGACAUGGCUACAUUUCGAAGAAGCAUGAACACGGAAUAAUUGCUGUAUACCUCGACUGUUGUUAAACAAAGGAUCUCCCAUUUAUUGGAAGCUGAACAAAUGUAAGGAGAGAAUGUCAGAAUGAACACGCUGUCACAAAAACCAACGACAAAUAUACGUUCCUCUGUAAAGAAGUACUCCCUCCGUCCGGAAAUACUUGUCGGAGGAAUGGAUGUAUCUAGAUGUAUUUUAGCUUUAGA